Messenger RNA from Metschnikowia bicuspidata var. bicuspidata NRRL YB-4993, 684 nucleotides. RefSeq lists its product as uncharacterized. Gene Ontology annotation, molecular function: 2-(3-amino-3-carboxypropyl)histidine synthase activity. Lineage: Eukaryota; Fungi; Ascomycota; Pichiomycetes; Serinales; Metschnikowiaceae. The transcript has a single exon. Bases 394 to 681 code for a protein of 95 amino acids. Gene Ontology annotation, biological process: protein histidyl modification to diphthamide. The record is from RefSeq and is a predicted model, not a curated record.
UUCUCCUCUAAGUGAGUAUGAAUAGCAAUUGUAACACUUGCACACAUACAAAGCAGACGAAUGAUUCUCAGUCAAAGAAAUAUUUGGGGAAUGCGGUGAAACUUUUAGAAGAUAAGCUCCCAACUUAUGAUCCCAUGCAAAGCUCGGAAAUGAUAUCGAGAAGCCCUCUUAUAUCAUUCCACCCCAAAUAGUGUCGCUCUCUAAAGGAGAAGCGUUGGGAUGUACAUCUGCCAGACUUGAUGAGAAUAUCAAAGCUAUGGUAUAUGUCGAAGAUAAAAGAUUUCACCUAGAUACAUAAUCCAAACAUCCCAGCCUAUUUGCAUGAUCAUUACUCAAGGAAGUUAUGAGACUUUGAUCAGCAACGAAUGGUAUAGGUGCGGCGCGAUACGAUGAAUGCAGCUGCAAAAGCUAAAAAGAUCUGUCUCAUAUUGGCAGCCUUGGAAAGACGUGUUGAUACUCAAGCACCAGAUAAAUGAGACAGCAUUAAAAGAUAAAGGAGAGAGGAUUGUUAAGAUCUUUUUCAAUGAAGUACAUCCACGAAUUCUCGCUAUGUUUACUGAUGUAGACGCUUUCGAUCAAGUUGCAUGCCCUAAGCUUUCCAUUGAUUGGGAUACGCUUUUAAGAAACCAAUACUGUCGUCGUAUGGAGCAAUGGUUAUCACGGGAAAUGACAUGUAGUUGAAGG